Molecule: messenger RNA, 2139 nt
Organism: Plasmodium coatneyi
Lineage: Eukaryota; Apicomplexa; Aconoidasida; Haemosporida; Plasmodiidae
Product: RAP protein
Exons: 1
Coding region: 1-2139 (712 amino acids)
Source: RefSeq, a predicted model, not a curated record
AUGUUUUUUACAAAUGUGAGAUUUAUAAGCAAGCUAGCGAGAAACAAACUUAACAAGAGGAGAAGCUGGAUAAAGCGGAAUAAAAAAUGGAUGCUACCUAGGGUUGAGAAAUCGUACCUGAAACAGGAGCAAGACUUCGUCGCGCCGCACAAAACCGUGCCGCAGAGAGGAGGGUCCCAUGUAGGGACGGAAGCGGGGCGAAGUGAGGUAAAACAUGAAGAAACCAAACAUGGGGAAGCACACAUUGACUAUAGACGCAUCCUAGCGGAGACGACCCAAAAGGAAAAAAAACAUUUGAAACCCCAUGAGUAUAAGAAGCUGCUGAAGCAGAAGGAUGGCAGUGGCCGCACCGCCAACGAUGACAAGCUACAGCUAAAGCACCUCCUGCGUAGCGGCAAAAGUGGGGGAACACACAAAGGGAUGCAGAUAGACAUAAAGGAUUAUAAAGACGACGAGAAGGAAAGGAAGAAAAACGAAAUGAACACAUUUUGGUACAUGCCAAGUCCCUUUGAAAAAAAAGGUGUGUAUGGAAUGAAAGAAAAUUCUUUUUACAAAUCUUUUAUGAGAGAUAGGGAGAGACAGCUGGACCACAUCGACACGAAAAAGUUAAACGAAAGUGAACAAAAAUUACUCAAUGAAAUGCGCAAAAAGGGGAACAAUGUUAACGGCCAACUGCUCGAGGAGAGUCUACCCCCCCUAAAUGGGGAACAAAAAAGAGAAAAAAAAAUCAGGAUUAGUCCAAAAAAAUAUUGGUUUCACGAUACGUAUCGUUCCCCAGAUAUCCCCACCUUGAGUACCGUCAAAGCGAGGGAACUGAGAUUCCUAAUGAUGAACGAAGCCAAGCUAGUUAGGAAAGGGAAACCCGUUGACGUGGAAUUAUGGCUAGCUUUUAUGAACCGAGUUCUGAACCUGUCGAGCAAGGUACAUGUACGGAGUCUUCUUCGAUACUUACAAACCAUUGCAUCUGUAAAGGUUAACAAUAAAAAAAUGAUAAGCGAAAUUUUGUGUGAAAUUUUCAAACGAGAAAAUCUGAUGAAGCCAAAACAUUAUGUCUACCUUUUUCAAGGAUGCUCUAGGUUAAAAUGGUCCGACUUUCAACUAAUCUAUGCGCUAAAGAACAUGACCUUGUGUUGGCCCAUCCUGAGGAAUAACUUCCUCGUGAAGUCAGCCAACUCGGUUAGUAAACUCGGGUUGGCAAACAGUGUAUACAGUAAAUCUUUACAAAUUACCCUUUCUGAACGGCUAGAUAAUUUUUCAGGCAAAAAUUUGAAGGUCAUCAAAGCCAUUACCUUUUUGGAACUCUUCACCGAGGAGAUGAUUUUAAAGUUCAUUUCUCUUGCCAGUUUUUACAAGGAACAUUUUAAUUAUUACACACGUCACCUGCAGGUGCUCCACCUGUACGUUACGCUAUUCUGCCCGUCCUUGUGUGAUAGACUGACGGAGGAGCAGAGAGCCUUUCUGUGGCGCUACUCACGAGGCGCCAACUGGAAGGAAAUCCGCCAUAAGGGGAACCACAACAGCAGCAGUGAUGAAGACAGUGAUGAGGAGAACGACGGGCGUAGUAGUGAUGAGCACAGCGAUGACUGCAGCAGUGGUGAAGAGAGUGAGGAAUUCAGCAGCGAUGAGGAGAGGGGAGAGGUAUUCAGCAACCCGUGCCACGUACGCGCUGACACCAAAAUAGGAGACAAAAUACGUGGAGGGUUCACCAGCAUGUUACACAAAGAAAUCAGUGACAUCCUCACGGUUAUAAAAAUCGAGCACUUGAAUUCGAUUUCCUGUGGACCAUUCAUCGUAGACAUAUAUCACCCCCACUCAAAUUGUAUUAUCGAGGUAAAUGCCCCCUUCCAAUAUUACCUGAACUCUGAAAGAUUGACAGCCUUGGCAGAAUGGAGACACAAGUUUCUGACGCGAAUGGGGUUUAGGAUCAUUCACAUUUCGCACAAGGUGUGGAAUAGCCUACCCACGGAGAAGCAGAAAGUGGAUUACCUGUCACGCGCUCUGCCGGCGGGGAUGCUCGGGCGAGGGUCCCCCGGGGAGGAGAACCCCAUUGAAAAGCACCCCAGUGAAAAGUACCUUAGUGAGGAGUUCUCCUACGAUGAAUUCCCCUGUGAGGAGCUCCCCUGUGAGAUUUCCCGUUAG